Molecule: messenger RNA, 1558 nt
Organism: Oryza brachyantha (malo sina)
Lineage: Eukaryota; Viridiplantae; Streptophyta; Magnoliopsida; Poales; Poaceae
Product: HVA22-like protein i
Exons: 7
Coding region: 267-1274 (335 amino acids)
Source: RefSeq, a predicted model, not a curated record
GAAGGGCUCGGGACCGUCGGGUUGGUUGGAGCUCGAGCCGAGCUGACGGCCGCGACGUGCUCGCCUCUUCUUCUCCUCUCUCUCGGCAUUACCACCACCGCAUUACCGGCAAAAUUUAGUUAAGCCGCGGCAGAGGAGGGGGAGGGAUAGCGCAGAGGAAGCGGAGGAACGGGAGAGGGCGAGCUCCUGGCCGUCUCUCUCCGCUCUCGCCAUUCCUCGGUCGUCUUCCUCCCGGAUCCAUCUCCUAAAAGAGGAGGUCGGCGAAGAUGAUGGGCGGAUUCCUCUCCAGGGUUCUCCUGUUGGCCUUUGGCUAUGCCUAUCCUGCAUACGAGUGCUACAAGACUGUCGAACUGAACAAACCAGAGAUUGAGCAGCUCAUAUUUUGGUGUCAGUAUUGGAUUCUAGUAGCUCUGAUGACGGUUUUGGAGAGAUUUGGAGAUUUUACAAUAUCAUGGUUACCGUUUUACUCAGAAGCAAAGCUGAUGUUCUUUAUAUACUUGUGGUACCCUAAGACAAAGGGAACUACCUACAUUUAUGGGACUUUCUUUAGGCCCUAUAUUUCACAGCAUGAGAAUGAAAUCGACCGUAAUUUGCUUGAGAUAAGAGCUCGGGCCACUGAUGUUGUUGUCCUUUAUUUUCAAAAGGCUGCUACUGCAGGACAGAAUACUUUCUUUGACGUUUUGAAGUAUGUUGCUUCGCAGUCACCAUCUCAGAAGUCAAGGCAACAACCUUCUCAGGAGCCACAGCAGCCAAAACAGCAGCAGGCACCACUACAACAGCAGCAGCAACCGCAAAAGCAAGCACCAACUGUUAUGCGCAGAUCAGCAUCUAUUGCUGCUCGGCAAGCUGCAAUGGCACAGCAGUCUCAGGAGGCCAAGACGGUUCCAUCUUCCCCCAAGAUCAAGCGUCAAGCAUCAGCAAAAGCUGCACCUGUGGCAUCGACAAAGUCAACAGCAGCUGCAGCUCCGUCAGCAACAAAACCUGAUGCCGAUUCACCAAAGAAAAACGAGGCGACACCAGCUUCCUUGCAAGUACGAGCUCCAGCUACCAAUGCCGAUGCACCAACAUCUGAGCCUAGUGCUCCACUCCCUGAUGCAGAAGAAGCAGACAAGAUGGCCAUUGACGAGGCUGAUGAUGCUGUAGAGGGCACAGAAGAGGAGCUUGAUCCUGUGCCAGGGGAGACAGUAGAAGAGAGACCAAUGGAGGAGACGAUUCGGGUGACACGCGCCAAGCUAAGGAGGCGUGCUGCUGCUGAGGAUCCUGCAGGAAAUUAACAGCAACCCAUUCUUUCGUUGCAUGUUGUGUUCAUCUUUUUUGAUUUUUAGAUUGUCAUGCUGCUUGGUGCAUGUGGGAGAUGUGUUGGUCUAAUUGAUCCUUCUGUUGUUCAAGAGUUGCCAUUUUUUUUUCCCUGUGCUGUUUUCCUGUUUCUUCUGCUAGCCUGUUCGUGUGCUUGGAAGUUGUAAAUAACACCGCAUGUAUGUAUAUAUCGAUUGGUGGCAUGGCAAGGAAUGCAUGUUAUCUUGAAACAUAAGACAUUUCAAUCAGGCCAUUCCGUCAG